Setaria italica (foxtail millet) is the source of this 1353-nucleotide messenger RNA. Its product is annotated as F-box protein SKIP23. NCBI's taxonomy places the organism in Eukaryota, Viridiplantae, Streptophyta, Magnoliopsida, Poales, Poaceae. The transcript is spliced from 2 exons. The record is from RefSeq and is a predicted model, not a curated record. Bases 1 to 1353 code for a protein of 450 amino acids.
AUGGCGGCGGCUCAGCCUCAGCAGGGGACUCCGAUGGCGAAAUCCACGCCGGACUGGAGCACCGGCCUCCCACCGGAGCUCCGCAAGGUCAUCGGGAAGUGCCUCGCCUCCGGCACCGACGCGGCGUCGUUCCGGUCCGUGUGCACGCCGUGGCGCGACGCCGUGCCGUUCGCGGCCUUCGCGCCGCUCCUGCUGCUCCCGUUCGGCCCGGACUCGGGGGCCGUCACGCUCUACAGCGUCGCCGAGGACAAGACGCUCUCCCUGCCGCUCCCGCCGGAGGCGCGCGGCAAGGUGCCCUGCGGCUCGUCGUGCGGGUGGCUGGCGCUCAUGGACGAGGCCGCCUCCGUCACGCUGCUCAACCCCUUCACCGGCGCCCUCGUCGAGCUCCCUCCCGCCGACGAAAACAUUGCGGCCGCCUCCACGAUGCAGACGAUGCUCGUGUCCAAGAAGGGCGGCCGGUGGGUGCUCCACCCCGAGGACGACAAUGCCAGCGCCAUCGCGCUAGACGAGAUGAGGCAAUUUUUCUUCAACGAGAUCGUGCUCUCCGCGCCGCCUGACGCCGACGGCCGAGGCUGCGUGGCCAUGGCGGUGCUCGCGGGCUCCACGGAGGUCGCCUUCUGCAGGGUCGGGGUCGACACCGCCUGGACGCUGCUGCAGACCAACCUGGAAUGCACCGUGGGCUCCGUCGUCUACUGCCAAGGGAGGUUCUUGGCGAUCGACAGCACCGGUGAGAUCUCCAUGUUCAGCGACAUCGCUAACACUGUAACUCCAACGGCGACGCCGAUGCCGUCGCUGUCGCCACCUGAGGAUCUCAGCAACCGCAGCUACCUGGAAUGGAACGGCGAGCUAUACGUGGUCGGAGCCAUGCUGGAUCUGUUCCGCUGGGGACUGAAAUUCGACUACCGCGUCGUAGUCUGCAGGUGCAGCAACCUCCUGGACCCGACGCCGGCAUGGUCCAGGGUGAAGGACGCCGGCGAUCUGACACUGUUCGUGUCGACCCAUUUCCGUCACAGCUUCGGUGGAACAAGCGUCUCCAGGUUCAAGAGGAACAGCGUCUACUUCUCGGACCCUCCGUAUGGUGAUCAAGAUUACUUGGGCCAUUCUUUGGAGAUCGCAAACAUUGCCACCGGCAAAUCGGAAGUGACGAAGCCUUUCCACCCCAAGGUGCAAGAGGGGACGUCGAACCGGAGGAAAAUCCACAAGAGGAAGCAGCUCCCGGUCCCGCUCCCGCCUGAUGCUCAACUUGAAUCUUCAGGGGAAGGCAAGCUUGAGAGGAUUUAUAUUUUGUCAGAGCUGCUGCUGCCGCCUCAUGUUGCUCCGUUUAAAGUUGGAAUAAAUAUAGCUACAAUGUAG